This is a messenger RNA of Myxozyma melibiosi, 2678 nucleotides long. Its product is annotated as Sec1-like protein. The record is from RefSeq and is a predicted model, not a curated record. NCBI's taxonomy places the organism in Eukaryota, Fungi, Ascomycota, Lipomycetes, Lipomycetales, Lipomycetaceae. Gene Ontology annotation, cellular component: secretory granule; plasma membrane. The coding region runs from base 231 to 2405 and encodes 724 amino acids. Gene Ontology annotation, biological process: vesicle-mediated transport; intracellular protein transport. The transcript is spliced from 7 exons. Gene Ontology annotation, molecular function: syntaxin binding.
ACUUCCCUCUCUCCCAGCACAAUCUCGAGCCACCACCCCCCAUCCGACGACGCCAACCACGCCCGCAUCCCCAUUGAUCUUUUAAUCUCACGACUACGACUCGCAUCUUUGAUCAGCGUGGAGUCUGGUUGUAAUUCAUCCGUGCUGGUCCGAGUAGUGGCAGGCAGCAAGGCUCGAAGGCAGCACGCAGGCAGCAGCAGCAGCGCACGGAGACUACGGAUUCCGUCAAGAUGCCGAUUUCGCUGAUCGACCGGUAUCGUGAGCAAAUAUUCGGGCUUCUUGACUCUAUCGUCGUGCGCAAUAACUACAAAUAUCUCGUGCUCGACGACUACACCGCAGAACUCAUCAACAAAGUCGCCACAAACCUCGAACUCCUAAAACACAAUGUCUCCGCUGUCGAACGAAUCGAAGAACGGCGCCAGAGCAGGGGCUCGUUCGAGGCCGUCUACAUUCUCUCUCCGAGACCGCACAUAGUCGACUGUCUCAUCUCAGAUUACUCCCGAACACCACCGCGAUACGGCGCUGCUCAUGUGUUUUUCGUUCCAAUGCUCGGCGAACGGGAGCAGCGGAGAUUAUAUGAUUCACCCGCAGCACGAUUUAUGGGCGGCUACUGCAACCCCCUGUUAAUCGACUACAUGCCCCAGCAGUCGCAGGUUUAUACCUUUGGCGAACCUGACGCGAUGGUCACUUACUACAAUCGCGACUGCUACAAUUUGGUGGAGAAAGAGGUCACUCGAACCUCGCGAAGGCUGGUGAGUCUUUGCGCAACUCUAGGCGAAUACCCCAUCAUCCGAUUUUACAACCCUCUCGAACCCCGCCACGAGGCCGCAGCACUUCCAUACAUGGUUGCCUCGCGCUUCCAGAAAGAACUCGAUCAGUACGCGCGCGCGAACCGCAACUUCCCCUCGACCGAGCCCGACCGGCCGCAAUCGGUGUUUCUGAUCCUCGACCGCUCGAUCGAUACCAAAGGCCCGUUCGUGCACGAGCUCACGUACGAGACCAUGGCGCGGGAUUUACUGACUAUCGACGACGACAAGUACUCGUUCGAGGUGCCUCAUAAAGAUAACGGGGGUGCGCCAGGUACUCCCGCACCGCCUGGUGCUGAGCAGGAUGUGGUCGAAGGGGUGUUGACGGACGAAGACCCGAUUUGGGUGACGCUGCGGCACAAGUACAUUGCCGAUGCGAUCGAGGGGGUUUACAAUCUUGUGCAGGAGUUUAUGAAAAACAACUCUAGCUUUGCCAAUAUUGACCAAGCGAGCAUGUCGCAGCUCAAAGACGUGAUGUUGACGAUGAAGGUUGUGACAAAAGAAAAAGACCGGCUGAGUCUGCAUAGCAACAUGACCGAGACCAUCACCGAGCUUUUCCACAAAACCGGCGUCGACACGAUCGUCGACGUCGAGCAAAGUCUCGCGACCGGCACGACGGAGGAAGGAAAGUUCCCCAAACACGUUUUGCAGGACAUGGUUCCGCUGCUCGACAACGACAAGGUGUCGCCGCGAGACCGCAUCAGGCUCUUAGGCCUGUAUUUGCUGUUCCGGGAAGGAAUCAUUGAGGCGGAUUUCCAGAAACUGAGUCAUCAUGCGAAACUGAAUACGCCAGACAUGCAGGUGCUGCGGAAUAUGGAUCUGCUAGGCGCAAAAAUCUUCAAAGAGUCGCUGCGUGAAAAGGCGCGGCCGCCAAAGACGAAACUGCCGCCGCCCCGAGAGCUCAAGGAAGGAGAGACGGUCGAGAUCUCUCGGUACGUGUCGCCGCUGAAAGAGAUUUUGCAAGACGUGGUGAACAACUCGCUUGACCUGCAAACUUUUCCCUACUCCAAAGACCAGCCCGAGACCGCGUUCGAGAGCAUAACCCCGGUGCCGACCAGCAACACAUCUACUACCAGCACCACCCGACGCAACAAAGCCACAUGGCACGACGGCCCUUCAUCCCACCGUGCGCCGCCGGCGCAGCGCAUUUUCAUCUUUGUCGCCGGCGGAAUCACGUACGCGGAAGCGCGGGUCGCGUACGAGAUUUCAGAAGCACACGGGAAAGAGGUAAUCAUCGGCGCAGAAGACUUUCUCACGCCGGCUGAAUGGCUUCGACAACUGUACCGGCUGCGGCUGCCGCGCGAGGUGCUCAAGCUCGCGGCCGACAAACCGGAGCCCAAGGUGCCGGCUCACCUGCUCGAGCCCGAUCCGCCACCAGCGACACAUAUCGGCUCGACCGCUGCCGCGGGCAAGAGCAGCAAGCCGUCCGCGCAGGCGGCGGCGUCGUCUCCGGCGGCGCAUGUGCCGGCUACGGCACCGCAUAAGCUGUCGAGGAAUCCCGAGCACCAUCAGCAUAAGAGCGGGAAUCCGCCGGGACAUUUUGACGCGAUUGAUACGAAGAAGAAGAAGGGGAGUAAGAUCGGGCGGUUUUUCAAGUAGUCUUUUUUUCUAUGAGUCUUCUGUAUGUAAUCUCCGCGGCAUGGUAUUUUUUGUGUAUAACGAGUACUAGCAUGAUAAUUGUGAUUUAUGUGUUUUUAGUGUGAUUUAGGUGGGUGAGGUUGAUGUACGUAUUUAGAUGUGAGUUUCUUGAUGUAAAAUAGUUGUCGAAUAUCUUCACGUAUCAUAGCUAUCAUAGACACCUGCCCGGUUUAGAUUAAUUUGUACUAUAAAGAGGUUAGCAAUGUCUUUCCACUAUAAGAUAGAACGAGAAAA